AUGUUGCUAGCUGAUGUCCCGCAAAGUAGUAUGCUGCAGCAAUACCUUGUUGACGGGAUGAUUCUCGGAGCCUUAAUCCAUAUUGGGGAUCUAUUCACCAAGAGUCCUGAAUACCAAGAAAGAAUGUCCACGCGACAUAUCCUCAAAAUUACAUCCCAGACAGCCCUUGAAAUGAAGGAGACAGUGGUUCAGAACGGUGAGACACUAAUUCACAAGAGUCGGUUUUUCACGAGAUCCAAGAGGGACGAUUCCAAGAUCAUUUUUAGUUAUCUGGUCGGUCUUCUACAAAAGAUAGUGGAGGAUGUCGAAAUACGCGAGCCGAAAUCGAAAAUCAUACACCAAGGGGCAGACUACUGA
Molecule: messenger RNA, 357 nt
Organism: Aspergillus oryzae RIB40
Lineage: Eukaryota; Fungi; Ascomycota; Eurotiomycetes; Eurotiales; Aspergillaceae
Exons: 2
Coding region: 1-357 (118 amino acids)
Source: RefSeq, a predicted model, not a curated record